Akanthomyces muscarius is the source of this 1245-nucleotide messenger RNA. RefSeq lists its product as uncharacterized. The transcript is spliced from 3 exons. The record is from RefSeq and is a predicted model, not a curated record. Lineage: Eukaryota; Fungi; Ascomycota; Sordariomycetes; Hypocreales; Cordycipitaceae. The coding region runs from base 1 to 1245 and encodes 414 amino acids.
AUGGACAAGGCGCCAAGCAGCAAGCCCGGCGCAGGCGUGGAGCCACGCAAAUACAAGGCCUCCGACCUACCCCUGCCUUCGGCAACACGCGCCGCCAUCGAGUCGCUUGCGCACGCAUUCAAGAAGGAGGGCGCAUACGACGACAUUCGCAAGCACGUAUGGGACAAGUUUGAGGCAAGCGACUACGAGGCGCAAGUCACCAAGGCGAUCCUCGAAGUCGCUGAGAAGGAAGUCGAGCGCAACCCGCAGCAACUACUCACCCUCGAUCGCCGCAAGGCUGCCGCUCUUAUUGAUGGUGCCCUCGAGCGCUCCGGUGUCUAUCAAAAGGCCGAAGAGGUACUCGGCAAGCUGAUUGACGUUGGCACCAUCGAGGAGCGCAUUCGCGAGAUCCGCCGCGCCGAGCUGGGCCCCGAAGCUGCCGAGGCAGAGAAGCUACGCGGAUCCAAAACCGACGAAGACUAUGCCGCCGACACGGCGGCCCGACGAGCGGAGCGCGCCCGCAUAAGAGACGAGCUACGACAGAAGGAAGAGGCGAUUGCGGAGGAGAAGCGCCGCAUCGCGCGGGAGGAGCGCAAGAGGGAAGAGAAGGAGCGGGAGCUGGCAGAAAUCAAGCGACAGGACGAGCGCGACGAGCGCAGGCGGAAGCGCGAAGCUGAUCACCGAGAUCGCCGUCGUGACACGGAUAGUCAGGCCAAGGACAAAGAGCCCAAGGAACUUUCCAAGGAAGAUCUCGAGCGUCUUGAGCAAGAGGCUCUGGAUGACUUGAUUCGUGAGAGCCGCUCCACACGCAGCCGGCCCGAGGUCGAGAUUGACUCAGCGCUGGCGCCACCCCCUCGCAAGACUGCUCUUGUAUCUGCCAUUGACCCCAUCCGACGCGAGUCUGGCCGUGGAUCCGUUAGAGGCGACUCCAGGACACGACGUGACAGAGGAGACUCGUCUGCGCCGCGCGACGAGCGAAGAAAGCCGGUCACGUCGCCGAGACCCCAGCAGGUCGCGCGCCAGGACACCGCCGCGCCGUCGGGAGAGAACCCGCUCACGCGACCGACGAGACGAUCGCAGCGUCCGAAGGGAUCGCUCGACUUCGCGCAGCCGCCGCGACGACAGCCGCUCCAGGCGAGACAGAGACCGCAGCAGGAACCGCAGCCGCUCACGGGACAGGCCUACCGCAGAUCGGUACGACCACUACGACCCCAGGGCAGCGGCCGCUGCACGUUCGCCUGCGCGCCGCCGGAGCAGGAGCCGUGA